Molecule: messenger RNA, 2674 nt
Organism: Tupaia belangeri chinensis (Chinese tree shrew)
Lineage: Eukaryota; Metazoa; Chordata; Mammalia; Scandentia; Tupaiidae
Gene: MAOA
Product: monoamine oxidase A
Exons: 15
Coding region: 413-2560 (715 amino acids)
Cellular component (GO): mitochondrion
Molecular function (GO): primary methylamine oxidase activity; flavin adenine dinucleotide binding
Source: RefSeq, a predicted model, not a curated record
UUCUAGCUCCCAGUCGAACGCAUCUACGUCAGAGGUGUUCGACUCCUGGAGCUCCAGUCUGCCCUCCCAUUGCAGCACCAGUACAAGCGUAAGGACUGAGUCCGAUUCCAAGUCUGGCUUCUGGGGCUUCAGAGCCCACAGCCUGAGUGAUAGGAUUCCUGGGUCUACCACCCACUGGAGCGCCUCUGAUGGGGCUGCCACCACCUCCUACCCAGACACCGAUAUUUCCCGGGUAUCGUUAACAGGAUCUACCCCGUCCUCGGAUUCCUCCCGAGUGUCUGUACAAGAAUCCGCUCAACCCCCAGUUCCCAGCUCCCCGCAAGGCUCAGUACAAGGGUCCACAGGGUCCUCAGUACCCGCCUUUUCUUGGGUAACGAUUCUGGGACCUCCUACACCCAAUGCUCUUCCUCAAAUGUCGGUCCAAGGACCUCCCACACCCACUACUUCUCCCCGAAUGUCAGUAAUAGGGCCCACCGCUACCUCAGUGCCUAGCUAUCCAUGGGUGUUGGUUACAGGACCUUCCACACCCAGCGACUCGUCCCAAGCAUCGCUCCCAGGACCUCCUACACCCAAUAACACCCCCCGAGGGUCAGUAUUAGUGGGCACGUCGUCCCCAGUGCCCGACACUACUCGGAGUACGGUACAGGGUUCUCCUACACCCGACAAUCCUUCCCGAAUGUGGGUUCAAGGACCUCCUACAUUCACUAACUUGCCUCGAGUUUUAAUCCAAGGGUCCGCCCAGGUUUCAGUGCCUGCCUCCCUCCCGGUAUCUCUAGAAGGAUCAGCUCCGCCCCCGGGCGCUCCCCGAGUGUCAGCACAGGGGUCCGCCCCAUCCUCAGUGCUCAGCUCCCCCCGGGUAAAGGUAGAUAUAUCGGCUCCGCCCCUGGGCUCCCCCCGAGAGUUAAUAGAAGGGUCCGCUCCGCCCUUGGCGGUCCCCACUCUUCUACUCACAACCCGGGAGAGUCUGAACCAAAGCAUGGCGAGUCGGGAGAAGGCGAAUGUUGCGGGCCACAUGUUCGACGUAAUCGUGAUUGGAGGCGGCAUAUCAGGGUUAUCUGCUGCCAAACUCUUGGCUGAACAUGAUGUUAACGUUUUAGUUUUAGAAGCUCGGGAUCGAGUUGGUGGAAGAACACAUACUGUGAGGAAUGAGCAUGUUGAUUACGUAGAUGUUGGAGGAGCCUAUGUGGGACCAACUCAAAAUAGGAUCUUACGUUUGUCCAAGGAACUGGGCUUAGAGACCUACAAAGUGAACGUAAAUGAACGUCUGGUUCAGUAUGUCAAGGGGAAAACUUAUCCAUUCCGAGGUGCCUUUCCUCCCGUUUGGAAUCCAGUUGCCUAUCUGGAUUACAACAAUCUAUGGCGAACUAUGGAUAAUAUGGGGAAGGAGAUUCCAGCUGAUGCACCUUGGACGGCUCCACAUGCUGAUGAAUGGGACAAGAUGACCAUGAAAGAUCUCAUCGAUAAAAUCUGCUGGACAAAGACUGCUAGACGGUUUGCCACUCUCUUUGUGAAUAUCAAUGUGACCUCCGAGCCCCACGAGGUAUCCGCCCUGUGGUUCUUGUGGUAUGUGAAGCAGUGCGGGGGCACCACUCGGAUAUUCUCAGUCACCAAUGGGGGACAGGAACGGAAGUUUGUAGGCGGAUCUGGUCAAGUGAGUGAGCGGAUAAUGAACCUCCUGGGGGACAGAGUGAAGCUGCGGCAACCUGUCACCUCUGUUGACCAGACAGGUGACAAGAUCAUUGUAGAGACGUUGAAUCAUGAAUUAUAUGAGUGCAGAUAUGUCAUUAUUGCCAUCCCUCCAACUUUGACGGCCAAGAUUCAUUUUAGACCUGCACUUCCACCUGAGAGAAACCAGCUAAUUCAGCGUCUUCCAAUGGGGGCUAUCAUCAAAUGUAUGAUGUAUUACAAGGAGGCCUUCUGGAAAAAGAAGGAUUAUUGUGGCUGCAUGAUUAUUGAAGACGAGGAGGCACCAAUUUCAAUAACCCUGGAUGACACCAAGCCAGAUGGAUCACGACCUGCCAUAAUGGGUUUUAUUCUAGCUCGAAAAGCUGACCGACUUGCUAAACUACAGAAAGAGAUAAGGAAGAAAAAAAUCUGUGAGCUGUAUGCCAAAGUUUUGGGAUCUGAGGAAGCCUUACAUCCGGUACACUAUGAGGAGAAGAAUUGGUGUGAGGAGCAGUACUCCGGGGGCUGCUACACAGCCUAUUUUCCUCCUGGGAUCAUGACUCAAUAUGGAAGGGUGAUUCGUCAGUCCGUUGGGAGGAUUUACUUUGCUGGCACAGAGACAGCCACACACUGGAGUGGAUACAUGGAAGGGGCAGUGGAGGCAGGUGAACGCGGGGCUAGAGAGAUCUUGAAUGCUCUAGGGAAGGUGACUGAAAAAGAUAUCCUCAUUCAAGAACCAGAGUCAAAAGAUGUUCCAUCAGUCGAAAUCACCACCACCUUCUGGGAGAGACACCUGCCUUCUGUGCCUGGCCUGCUGAAGAUCAUCGGGUUGACCACAUCAGUAUCUGCUGUGUGUAUUGUCAUGUAUAAGUGCAAGCUUCUUGCACAUGCCUGAGGUUCCAUCUUCAUGCUUUGUGCUCACACUUUCCCAGCAUCAUCAGGAGGAAAAUCUUACCAACUUAAAGGCUGUGUCAUGAGGCCGUAUUAAAAUGCACUGAGUUUAAAGUCC